Molecule: messenger RNA, 2094 nt
Organism: Cydia splendana
Lineage: Eukaryota; Metazoa; Arthropoda; Insecta; Lepidoptera; Tortricidae
Exons: 2
Coding region: 916-2094 (392 amino acids)
Source: RefSeq, a predicted model, not a curated record
UGGGAUAAGGCUAGAAUACCUACACGGUCAGUACCUAACUGUGUUAAAAAGCUUGUAGACCUUUACCAAGUUUGGCGUGAUUUACAAAAAAAUUGUAAGAAAAGCAAUGACAUUCAUAAACGCCGGGAGCACGAUUUUAAAGACAAGUUGGACAAUUUAUUUGAUAUCGCACAUGCUGACGCUCUGCAAAUGAUAAAGAUUGAAGAAGAUAGAGUAUUUUUACAGCAACAGAGAGAACCGGGGCGUCAGGGUAGUCUAGCAGGAAUUGACCAAAAAUUGGCAGAAAAGGAAGAGCGAGCCCGGCAACGGAAAAUAGACGAAGAGAAAAGAAGAUUAAAAAACACAUCUAUCGCAGAACCUUCGCCGCCAUAUGAUUAUUCGCUGGUUCACAGCCCUACGUCUUCCAUUCAUGGUUUAUCCGAUCGUUCUCUAGAUGAACCCGUAUUGACAUUACCUGUUACUCCCCAAGUCACCGUUGUUAAAAGGGGCCGAAAGGACUUUAUUUCACCUAAGUUAGUAGCAGCCUUAGAUAGAUGUCAACUAAGCACAAGAAAUUCCGUUUACGUCAUUCAGGCUACAAUUGAAGCAUUGGAUCUAAAUAUCGAUGACUACCCCGUAAAUAAAUCUUCGAUACAACGAAUUCGAACGCAGACACGAAAAAUUAGGGCUGAGGGAAUAAAAACUGAUUUCCAAAACAAUGUUCCUUAAAUUGCUACUAUUCACUGGGAUGGCAAAUUACUACCUGCCACAGAUGUACGAAGUUCAAAAGAGGAACGACUGCCGAUCGUGAUCACGUACGAAGACAAAGAACAACUUCUUGCUGUGCCCAAGAUAGACAGUUCAUCAGGAAAAGAACAAGCUCAAGCCGUUUUACAAGCCCUUCAAAAUUGGGAUCUUAAUGACAAAAUACAGAUUAUGUGCUGCGAUACCACGGCUUCAAAUACUGGUCGCUACAAUGGUGCGUGUUCAAUACUAGAACAAAAAAUGGAAAGAGAGCUAUUACUGUUUGCCUGUCGCCACCAUGUCUACGAACUCGUUCUGAAAAGUAUAUUUGAAGCUAAAAUACCACAAGUCACCCGUAGCCCUGAUAUUCCACUUUUUAAAAAGUUUAAAGAUAACUGGAAAAAUGUUAAUCCAAGUGUCUUUGAAACCUGUCCAGAUUUUGUGAAAAAACACGUCAACGAUGCAGUCCGCAGUGAACUCCUUGGAUUUUAUUGGAAAGAGUUAAAGAAAAAUACUGUGCGAGAUGACUAUCGCGAACUCAUUGAACUGUCGGUAAUAUAUUUGGGUGGCGAUAGCGAAAACAAAUUAAAAAUUAAGCCACCUGGUGCGAUGCACCAAGCUCGGUGGAUGGCAAGAGCGAUUUACGCUAUAAAAAUGUUUUUGCUAAAAGACCAAAUAAAAAUUAGUGCAAAGGACAAGCGAGCAUUGCAAGAUGUUUCUCUAUUUAUAGCGACUUCAUAUGUCAAACCAUGGCUUCAGUGCAAUAUGGCUGUGAAGGCUCCUAAUCAGGGCUUGUGUUUUCUAAAAACAUUGAAGAGGUAUGAAGCGAUUGACAAAGUGAUCUCGAAAGCAGCUUUAGAUAAGUUCUGCAAACACUUGUGGUAUUUGACGGAUGAGGUUGCCAUUUUAGCAAUUUUCGAUGAUGAACUAGACGAUGAAGUGAAAAUACGGAUGAUUUCUAAACUAGAGUAUGAUAACGAGAAGCCGUGCCAUCUGGAAAAGAGAUAUGUUCCAUCUAAACAAGAAAUCGCAAACACUUUAUUUACUAAAUGUUUGGAUGAUUUCGUGUCUACAAAGAGCAAACAUUUGUUUACACGCUUGAAAAUUGACACAAGCUUCUUGAGUGUUCCUGUUUUAAUGUGGAGCCAAAAUGAUGCUUACUUGAAUGCUAAAUCUAAAAUUUCGACUCUUCGAGCAGUUAAUGAUACAGCAGAAAGGGCAGUUAAGCUGAUGCAAGACUUUCACGGAUUAAUAACGGCGGACGAAGAGCAGAAACAGUUCCUAUUACGUUGUGUUCAAGAGCACAGAAAGCUUUAUCCUGAUUGUAAAAAAGCUACUCUGCGAAAAAUGUAUCCCAAAUAUCAUUUCUAA